Messenger RNA from Danio aesculapii, 2103 nucleotides. RefSeq names its product teleost multiple tissue opsin 2b (gene tmtops2b). NCBI's taxonomy places the organism in Eukaryota, Metazoa, Chordata, Actinopteri, Cypriniformes, Danionidae. Gene Ontology annotation, cellular component: membrane; photoreceptor outer segment. Gene Ontology annotation, biological process: visual perception; G protein-coupled receptor signaling pathway. The record is from RefSeq and is a predicted model, not a curated record. Gene Ontology annotation, molecular function: G protein-coupled receptor activity. The coding region runs from base 16 to 1176 and encodes 386 amino acids. The transcript has 4 exons.
AUCCAGCAGACUCGAAUGAACUUUCCAGCUAUGUUUUUCGAGCAGGCUGAUUUAAACUACAGCUUCAACAUGAGCGAGGAGGACCGCUUAACUCUUCUGAACGAGGACUGGAGCGACUCGCCGAUGGAGACGCUCUCUCGCGCGGGUUUCAUCGCGCUCUCCGUGUUCUUGGGAUUCAUCAUGACUUUCGGCUUUUUCAAUAACCUUAUAGUAUUAGUGCUCUUCUGUAAGUUUAAGACGCUGAGGACGCCGGUUAACAUGCUGCUUCUUAACAUCAGUGUCAGUGACAUGUUGGUGUGUAUGUUCGGGACGACCCUGAGCUUCGCGUCCAGCGUGCGGGGAAGGUGGCUACUCGGGCGGCACGGCUGCAUGUGGUACGGCUUCAUCAACUCCUGCUUCGGAAUUGUUUCUCUGAUAUCCUUGGUGGUUCUUUCUUACGACCGCUACAGCACAUUGACUGUGUACCAUAAACGUGUUCCAGACUACCGCAAGCCUCUGCUGGCAGUAGGAGGCUCCUGGCUGUACUCUCUGAUCUGGACAGUGCCUCCUCUUCUGGGCUGGAGCAGCUAUGGACUGGAGGGUGCCGGAACCAGCUGCUCUGUUUCAUGGACCCAGCAGACGGCCGAGUCUCAUGCCUACAUCAUCUGUCUGUUUGUAUUCUGCCUGGGACUACCGGUGGUUGUCAUGGUCUACUGCUAUGGGAGACUGCUGUACGCCGUCAAACAGGUAGGGAAGAUACGCAAGACGGCUGCACGGAAACGGGAAUACCAUGUGUUGUUCAUGGUUAUCACCACUGUGGUGUGUUACCUUUUGUGCUGGAUGCCGUACGGCGUCGUGGCCAUGAUGGCCACAUUUGGCCGACCGGGAAUCAUCUCACCUGUGGCCAGUGUGGUUCCCUCUCUCCUCGCCAAGAGCAGCACGGUCAUCAACCCUCUCAUAUACAUCCUCAUGAACAAACAGUUCUACAGGUGUUUCCGCAUCUUGUUCUGCUGUCAGGGAAGUUUGCUACAGAACGGUCACUCCUCCAUGCCUUCCAAGACCACCGUCAUCCAGCUGAACCGCAGGGUCAACAGUAACGCUGUAGCCUGCACCGCUCAGAUCUCCACCGGGAUUCACAACCAUGACUGCAGCACUCAUGCCACAGAGAGGAGCAACCCUCCAGAGGUCAUUCCAUAAUCGACAUUUAAGAAAACUGACCCAGGCUGAAUGCAAGCAUCCAGUCUCUGUUUUGUCUUGUUCUUGUUCAGCUUUUAUACUCCCAUUCACUCUCUAGGAUUUAGAUUUUCCGUGCCUCUUUUACAGCCUCAUAUAAGUGUUUAUAUAUUGUCCUGGAAGGGGAAAAAACGGCUUAUUUUUGAAUAAUUUUGACACCUUAACCCUUUCAUGUGUACGAUCAAACCAGUGUGAUCAGCCUUGGCUGGUCCUUGAAGCAUACGAUCACACCGGUGUGAUUAGAAUGUUCAGAGCAUACACCAUCAACUCCUAAAAAUUCUAAUCUGACAGCAUCCCCCCGGGGCACAGGAAGAGGUGCGGAGUGCUUGUCAUAAAUCACAAUUUAUUCGUGCUUUUAAAAAAACUAACAUUUAUUUUAGGUUUCAGACAUUCAAAUACACACAACUACACGCAAAACAAACCAUUUAAGGUUUGUAAAAUACACCUGCAUGUCUAUGGAGAGGACAAUGAUAAUUAUUUUUCAAUAUAACUGGAUGAUGUGCAUUAUUUACGUAAGAUACACAAUGUUUACUAGAAUAUUUUCCAAUUCCUCUCCGAGAUAAACAGCGGCUUACUUUCAUGUAUUUCAGAAGUAAAUUAUGAAUAAACAUGAUGUAAAUCCAUCAGCUCGGAUCUCUCAUGAAGUUGUUGCAAGAAGUGAUACAGCUGCAAUCGGAAGUUAACGAGAAAUGUUUAUAUUGUUUAUUAAAUUACGAAUUAAUUGUAUUUUAUUAGCAUCUACCACUACCUCAACCCUAAACCCAACCCUCACGGUAAUGUAAAAAUGUUAUUUAAUGUAGUACAGUCUUACAAAAAUUAUGCUAUAUCAAAUUGAGUGUCUUCAGCUGUAUCCCAUCUACACUUUACCCUUUCCUGCAGCGCAGACUAAAC